Messenger RNA from Choloepus didactylus (southern two-toed sloth), 507 nucleotides. Its product is annotated as syntaxin-16-like. Gene Ontology annotation, biological process: vesicle-mediated transport. The coding region runs from base 1 to 507 and encodes 168 amino acids. The transcript has a single exon. Gene Ontology annotation, cellular component: membrane. NCBI's taxonomy places the organism in Eukaryota, Metazoa, Chordata, Mammalia, Pilosa, Megalonychidae. The record is from RefSeq and is a predicted model, not a curated record.
AUGGCCACCAGGCGUUUAACUGUCACUUUCUUGUUGCGGAAUAAUUCCAUCCAAAACCGGCAACUGUUAGCCAAGCAACUUGCUGAUGACUGUAUGGCCCUGGUGUCGGGCAUUAGCUUAGACCCCGAAGCAGCAACUGGCAUGACAAAGCGGUUACCUCCUAAGUGGGUGGAUGGAGUGGAUGAAAUACAGUAUGAUAUUGGCCAGAUUAAACAGAAGAUGAAAGAAUUAGCCAGCCUUCACGAUAAGCAUUUAAACAGACCCACCUUAGAUGACAGCAGCGAGGAAGAGCAUGCCAUUGAAAUUACCACGCAAGAGAUCACAUGGCUCUUCCGCAGGGGCCGGCGCGCAGUGUGGGCACUGCCCAGAUGGGCCCAUGGGGCCUGCUCCGAGCAGGAGGAGCGGCUCCUUCGCAACGUGGUAACCUCCCUGGUGCAGGUUCUACAGGAGCUGUCCACCAGCUUCCGGCACACCCAGUCGGGCUACCUCAAAUGCAGGAAGAAUUGA